AUGGCAAUGUCUAAGGUAACGGAUGUGAUUGCAGACCUUCCUGUGGCUGUGAAGGUUGCAGGCGGGGUUGUACUUACAGGGGCAGUUCUGGCAGGUGUGGUGAGAGGAAUCAAGGCGUGUCGAAGUGGCAGGAAAGAAUAUCCACGAGAUACCAUUGUUAUCCACCAGAUUGGACGUGGUCCUUACGUGCCCAGUCUCACGUGCUAUGCUAUUAAAUUAGAGACAUAUUUCCGGAUGGAAGGUAUUCCCUACCAGGUAGAACAUAGUUUAUCUAGGAGAAGCAAGAAAACAGGAAAAAUUCCAUUUUUGGAAUACAACGGAGAAGAAAUUCCAGAUAGCGAGUUUAUACUUGAGUUCCUCAGUAAGGAGAAGAAUUUUGACUUGAACAAGGGUCUAACCCCGGAACAGAUUGGAAUUGGCAGAGCCUUCCAGAAAAUGUUUGAGGAAAAUACGUAUUGGUGUCUUGCGGCAGAUCGAUAUGUUCUUGACGAAACCAAUGGAGUUUGGAAGAAUUAUAAAAUCCCUUCACUUUUGGCGCUAUUUUUGAAGCGUGGUUUACGCAAAAGGUUUUACGAACAAGGUGUAUUACGUCAUACACCAGAGGAAAUACGUCACAUUUUGUCGACAGACCUCAAAGCACUGUCCUAUUUCCUCGGAUCGAAGAAAUUUCUGUUCGGUGACAAAGCGUGCAAAUUUGACUGUUCAAUCUUUGGAAUCCUGGCAGAGAUGAAAUGGGCAUCAUUUGGAGGUUUUUCAUUAUCCGUCAUAAAAGAGUACCCCAACCUCUGUGACUACUGUGAGCGUAUGAAGGAAGCGUUUUGGCCGGACUGGGAGGAGAUUAUACAGAAAGACUGUACCAAGUAAUGCCGGGCUAAUAAAAAUGACUUUACUCACCGUAUAAAGGUGGCCCAAUACUGUUGUACAAUUUUGAAAUCUGAUACUCGGCUGUUUCGCUUGUUUAGACAAACAUAUUCUGUCUGGAGCUUUUUAUUAUUUAGCUAUUGUCUGAUGAUCGAAGUGUCUACUACAGAACUCCCGUGUUUUGACUGAAGUGUCCGGUUUAGAACCAAGCUCAGUGUUUAAUGAGACUGAAGUGUCCGGUUUAGAACCAAGCUCAGUGUUUAUUGAGACUGACGUGUCCGGUUUAGAACCAAGCUCAGUGUUUAUUGAGACUGACGUGUCCGGUUUAGAACCAAGCUCAGUGUUUAUUGAGACUGAAAUAUUCAGUCUUGUUUGAUUCUCCAUGACUUGAUGACUGAUAUACCUAGUUGAUAAGACAGAAGUUAGUUUUAUUUUGUUAUAAAAGUAUUUAUUAAACUGUAGUU
This is a messenger RNA of Ylistrum balloti, 1325 nucleotides long. RefSeq names its product failed axon connections homolog. Bases 1 to 864 code for a protein of 287 amino acids. Lineage: Eukaryota; Metazoa; Mollusca; Bivalvia; Pectinida; Pectinidae. The record is from RefSeq and is a predicted model, not a curated record. Gene Ontology annotation, cellular component: cytoplasm. The transcript has 7 exons.